Messenger RNA from Coccidioides posadasii C735 delta SOWgp, 2194 nucleotides. RefSeq names its product glutamate--ammonia ligase (gene GLN1). The record is from RefSeq and is a predicted model, not a curated record. Lineage: Eukaryota; Fungi; Ascomycota; Eurotiomycetes; Onygenales; Onygenaceae. Gene Ontology annotation, molecular function: glutamine synthetase activity. Gene Ontology annotation, cellular component: cytoplasm.
CCCCUUUUAUUCCCUUCUUGGUGAUAUCCCUCGAUUCUUUGUGUUGCAUCUGCUUCAAAUCUCCUCUCCAUCUUUUCUUCUUUCGAAGUAAGGCUUAUUGCUCUCGACCAGUCGCUUCUGAACAUCGCUCUUGAUUGCCCCUCCAUCCACUCUUGCUUGAACAGUAGUGCCCACUGUGCAGUCAGUCACGGCCUCGACCUACAUAUCAUCAGUCACCAUGGCUCCCAAAACUCAUAUCUCCAAUGCGGAGAACUUAAAAAAAUACAUGGAACUCGACCAGCGGGGUAAGAUCAUGGCGGAAUACAUCUGGAUUGAUGCUUGCGGCGGUGUUCGAUCAAAAACCAAGACCGUCAACAAGGUCGUAAAAUCCGCAGACGAGCUUCCAGAGUGGAACUUCGACGGUUCAUCAACAGGUCAGGCUCCCGGAGACAACUCCGAUGUCUACCUUCGCCCCGUUGCCAUCUUCCCAGACCCCUUCCGACGAGGAGAGAACAUUUUGGUUCUCUGCGAGACCUGGGACAGCGAUGGUUCCCCUAACAAGUACAACUACCGCCACGAGGCCGCUCGGUUAAUGCGAGCUAAUGCCCACGAACAUUUCUGGUUUGGUUUGGAGCAGGAGUACACCCUCCUUGGCCCCGACGGCUGGCCAUAUGGCUGGCCCAAGGGUGGUUUCCCAGGCGCCCAGGGACCAUACUACUGUGGCGUUGGUACCGGCAAGGUCCACUGCCGUGACAUCGUAGAGGCCCACUACAAGGCCUGUCUCUAUGCUGGCAUCAACAUCUCUGGCAUCAACGCCGAAGUUAUGCCUGCUCAGUGGGAAUACCAGGUUGGCCCCUGUGAAGGCAUCGACCUCGGUGACCAGCUCUGGAUGUCUCGUUUCCUCCUCAACCGUGUCGCUGAAGAAUUCGGUGCUAUCAUUUCAUUCGCUCCAAAGCCCAUUCCUGGCGACUGGAACGGUGCUGGUCUCCACACCAACGUUUCCACCGAGGCUAUGCGUAACGAGGGCGGUAUGAAGGUCAUCGAGGCUGCUAUGAAGAAACUCGAAACCCGCCACUUCGAGCACAUUGCUGUCUACGGUGAAGGUAACGAAGACCGCCUCACCGGACGCCAUGAAACCGGCAGCAUCGACAAGUUCAGCUGGGGUGUUGCCGACCGUGGUGGCAGCAUUCGCAUUCCUCGCCAGGUCGCCAAGGACGGCAAGGGAUACUUUGAAGACAGAAGACCCGCCAGUAAUGCCGAUCCUUAUCAGAUCACCGGCAUUAUUGUCGAAACUCUCUGCGGUGCUUCUUAAAUCUUGUCCUUUGCUUUCCCUUUAUACCCCACUGGCGUCACGAUUGGCGACUAGGCAUGAGUGUCAAUCACUUAUAAUUAGACUUGUUUCGCUUUUUGUUAUGUAUAUUUCUCACCCCACACGUUUUUGCCCUGACACCCAUGAUCACAUUUAUUCUUAACCCAUACACUCCAUCUUCCCCUCCUAAUCAUUGUGUCCCCACUUUGUUAUUCUUUUCCCCGAUGUGCAGAUUCGAUCUUUUGACCGCGCUUUGCGUUUUUUUGAACUGCGCUCUGACGGUUCCAUGCCAAGCAUGUUCCCAGAUGAGCCAUGUUCCUUUUCAAUCUUUUUUUCCUUUUUUUUUUUUUGAAAGAAGCCCACCGUGGCUGGAUUCAAGCAAAGAAAGAAAAAAAAAGGAACCGAGAAUUACUGGAGAAAUACCAAAUUGCAAUCACUUUCGGUGGGAAUGUGAAUUCUAUCGACACGAGUAUUGCUGGUAAACAUCUAGUAAACACUCGCGGAGUACUAUUCGAGUACGCAUGCCACUGGGUCUCCCAAACGCAGAAUCGCCCAGUCGAUCAAUCUGGCAUCCUUUUUCGAGGUUUCAUGACUGUUUUGAGUAUAUAUAUACAUAUCAUGCAUUGGGAUGGUGGUGCAUGUCUGGUGCGCGGUUUGUACUUCUAUCACUACAUGGGACACUAGGUUGUUGGGAGUUUGUGCUGGAUCUUAAUCAACUUGAUGGAAUUGUGAUUCCUCAGAAUAUCCUGAAUUCAACCAUUGCGCCACAAGAGCUCUUCGGUCUGGUUUAAUUUUCAAAAUGUGCAAUCUUCAUGCAGAUAAUGACGGGUCACUUCUGCAAUUUGCCCGUGGUAGCCAUGGUGAUUGAGAAGUUUGUUCGUAGUAGGAUGAUUCGAUCUCAUCAGC